AGCGUGCAGUUCGUUAGGAAAAGCAGAAAACCCAAGGAAACUCAGAGCGUUGCAUGCCCCGCGAUUCUGGGCUCGUGUCCGUGUGUUCGUGUACCUAUGUGCCGCGUGUGUGAGUGCUAGCUUAGGUGGCCAAAAGAUGAGAUUGAAAUGAAAAUCCGGCAGCUCUAAUCACAGCAAGCGAUCGUAAAAGCAACCGAAAGAAAAACUAAAUGAAAAUGCGCAACCACAAGGAGAACGGAAACGGUUCGGAUCUGAGUGAUCCCAAGGCGGCCGGCCAGAAAAACUUGGCCAAAAUGGAGCCGGAGAACAACAAUAAGAUUUCGGUGGUGUCCAAGCUCCUGCUGAAGGAUAGUAAUGGGGCUAGCAGUCGCAGCAGCAACAGCAACGGCAACAGCAAUAGCAAUAGCAACAGCAACAGCAACAGCAAUGCCAGCUUCAGUUCCGCAUCGGUCGCCGGCUCUGUACAGGAUGAUAUGCCGCACCACAACAGCGGCCAACUAAGCCAACUGAGCCAACUGAGCCAUCUGAGCCAUCUCAGCCAACUGGGCCAGCACCACCAGUCGAUGGACCAGUGCGGACUCACCCAGGCCGGACUCGAGGAGUACAACAACAGAUCCUCCUCGUACUACGAUCAGACGGCCUUCCACCACCAGAAGCAGGCCUCCUAUGCCCAAUCCGAGGGCUAUCACAGCUAUGUGUCAAGUUCGGAUUCCACAUCGGCCACGCCAUUUCUGGAUAAAUUACGUCAGGAGAGCGAUCUGUUGUCGCGGCAAUCGCAUCAUUGGUCGGAGAACGACCUCUCCUCCGUUUGCAGCAACUCGGUGGCGCCAUCGCCCAUUCCCCUCUUGGCCCGCCAUUCCCAUUCCCAUUCGCACUCCCACUCCCAUGGCCACGCCCACUCCCAUGGCAACUCCUCCGCAUCCGCUUCCGCCUCCUCGUCCAGCUCAAGCAACAACAAUAGCUUAAGCAACGGGAACAGCAGCACCAACAAUAACAACAGCUCGGAGAGCACUUCCUCCACGGAAACCCUCAAGUGGUUGGGCUCCAUGAGCGAUAUAUCCGAAGCAAGUCAUGCCACCGGCUACAGCGCCAUCGCCGAAUCGGUUGCCUCCUCGCAGCUGAUUGUGCACAGCUCCCGGGUGCUGACCCCCAAGCGUCACCAUAGCGAGAGCGUGCUGUACCUGCACGACAACGAGUCGGCGGCCCCAUCUCCCAGUUCCCCCACUGGCAGCACCUCAUCCACGACGAUCGCCGAGGAGGACGUCGCACCACCAGUGGUGCAGCAGCAGCAGCAGCAGCCACUUCGCAUCCAGCACCGCCACAGCCCCAGCUAUCCGCCCGUGCACACCUCGAUGGCGCUGCAUCACUUCCAGCAGCAGCAGCAACAGCAACAGCCGCAGGAUCGCCAGCUGCAACGCCACCACUCCAACAGCAACACACAAAGUUCCUUGCUGGAGCUAUCCUCGCCCACGGAGAUACCGCGCUCCCUCCUCGGACAAUCCCACUCCAUGGGCGAUCUCCAGCAGCAGCAGCAGCAUCAUCAGAAUCAGCAGCAUCAGCAGCUGGGUAGAUCCGCCGGCCAGCAGCACAAGUCCAGCAUUUCGGUGACCAUUUCCAGCAGCGAGGCGGUGGUCACAAUUGCGCCCCAACCGCCGGCCGGAAAGCCCAGCAAGCUGCAGUUGUCGCUGGGCAAGUCGGAGGCCCGCAGCUGCAGCACCCCCAACAUGGGGGAGCAGAGCCAGAGCCCCACCAACAGCAUCGAUUCCUACCGCAGCAACCACCGCCUGUUCCCGGUGAGCACCUACACGGAGCCGGUGCACAGCAACACCUCGCAGUACGUGCAGCAUCCCAAGCCGCAGUUCAGCUCCGGGCUGCACAAGACCGCCAAACUACCUGUGAUAACGCCAGCGGGGGCCACUGUGCAGCCCACCUGGCACUCGGUGGCCGAGAGGAUCAACGACUUUGAGCGCAGCCAGUUGGGCGAGCCGCCCAAAUUCGCCUAUUUGGAGCCCAGCAAGACGCACCGCCUCUCGAAUCCGGCUCUGAAGGCGCUGCAAAAGAAUGCGGUCCAGUCCUAUGUGGAGCGACAGCAGCAGCAGCAGAAGGAGGAGCAGCAGCUACUGCGUCCGCUCUCGCAAUCCUACCAAGCGCUGCAUGUGGAACGCAAAUCGCUGCCGAACAACCUGAGUCCCAUAAUGGUGGGCCUGCCCACGCGGAGUAGCUCCUCCUCGACGCGGGACUGCAGCUCACCCACUCCGCCGCCGCCACCGCCUCGCACUGGCAGCCUGCUGCCCCAUCUCCUGAGGCGCUCCAGUUCGGCCUCGGAUUACGCCGACUUCCGGGAACUGCACCAGGCCCAGGGGCAGGUUAAGGCGCCCAGCAUAAGGAACAUUAGCAAUGCCGAGAAAAUGUCAUUCAAUGACUGCGGCAUGCCGCCUCCGCCGCCGCCGCCCAGAGGUGGUCGAGUGUCGGGUGUGUCGGGUGUGCCCGCCAGACGCACUUCCUCGGCCACCGAGUACGCUCCCAUGCGGGACAAGCUGCUGCUGCAGCAGGCCGCCGCCCUGGCCCACCAGCAGCACCACCCGCAGCAGCAUCGCCACGGAGCAGCAGUGCCGCCCGAGCGUCCGCCCAAGCAUCCCAAUCUGCGGGUGCCCUCGCCGGAGCUGCCACCGCCGCCGCAGAGCGAACUGGACACCACUUACACGUUCGACGAGCCACUGCCGCCGCCACCGCCGCCGGAGGUGCUCCAGCCACGCCCACCGCCCUCGCCCAACCGGCGGAACAGCUUCGCCGGGCCAUCCACAGCCACAGCCACAGCCACAACCACUUCCAUACGUCGGACCGCCUACGCAGCUCCCUUGGCUGCAGCUCCCAAGGUGCCACCGCUGGUGCCCAAGAAGCCAACCAGCUUGCAGCACAAGCAUCUGGCCAACGGAGGAGGAGGAGUAGGCGGCAGCCGCAAGCGCCCGCACCACACGACGCCGCAGCCCAUCCCCGAAAAUGUGGCCAGUCUCGGGGCGCCACCGCCGCCUCUGCUGCCGCGUGCCAGAUCCGCCGCCCAUGACAACGUGAUUGCCAGCAACCUGGAGAGCAACCAGCAGAAGCGAUCGAAUUCCAAGGCUUCGUAUUUGCCGCGCCAGAGUCUGGAGAAGCUGAACAACACAGAUCCCGACCAUGGCAUCUACAAGCUCACCCUGACCUCCAAUGAGGACCUGGUGGCCCACACGAAGCCCAGCUACGGGGUGCCCGGUAAACUGCCCAACAAUCUGCCGGAUGUCCUACCGCUGGGCGUCAAGUUGCAACAGCAGCCAAAGUUGCAGCCAGGAUCACCCAAUGGUGAUGCGAACGUGACCCUGCGCUAUGGCUCCAACAACAAUCUGGCUGGGAACUCGCCCACGGGUGCCACGCCCCCCUACUACGCCGGCGGGCAGCGGUAUUCCACGCCGGUGAUGUCAGCUCAGGGUUACGGAAAGAGUCCGAAGUCCGCGUCGCCGCAGCAAUACACGAGAUCUCAGUCGUACGAUGUGAAGCACACGAGCGCAGUGACCAUGCCGCCGAUGUCCCAGUCCCACGUGGAUCUCAAGCAGGCCGUCCACGACCUGGAGACGACGCUGGAGGAGGUGCUGCCACCCAGCACGCCCACACCGCCACGCCUCUCGCCGGCCUCCUCGCACUCGGACUGCAGUCUGAGCACCAGCUCCCUGGAGUGCACCAUACUCAAUAGUAAUCCUAUAGCGACACCGAUUCCUAAGCCCGAGGCGCACAUCUUCCGCGCCGAGGUGAUCAGCACCACCCUGAACACAAACACAAACACAAUCACAAACUCAAACACGAACCCUAUGACACCGCCCAAGCCCACGAUGAACAGGCAGGAAUCGCUGAGGGAGAACAUCGAGAAGAUCACCCAGCUGCAGUCGCAGCUGAUGUCGGCGCAUCUAUGCGAUACGGGGCUACUGGGUGGCUACACCAGUCCCCUGAUAAGCAGUCCCACUGCCAGUGGGUUCGUCAACGAAACGCUGAUGAGCCCGCCACCGCCGCCCAGUCCGCCGCCGCCGCUGGAAGAGGAGGAACAGCUAACCGACGAGGAGCCCGAAAUCAAGGAACUGCAGCUGAUGCAGCGCAGCGAACUGGUUCUGAUGGUGAACACCAAGCCCAGCACCACGGACAUGGCCUGCCAGACGGACGAGCUGGAGGACAGGGACACGGACCUCGAGGCGGCACGCGAGGAGCACCCCACCAGGACCACGCUGCAGCCCCGCCAGCGCCAGCCCAUCGAACUGGACCACGAGCAGAUGAGCCGGGAGCUGGUGAAGCUGCUGCCGCCCGGCGACAAGCUCGCCGACAUCCUGACACCAAAGAGCUGCAAGCCCACCUCGCAGUACGUGAGCAAUCUGUACAAUCCGGAUGUGCCCCUGCGACUGGCCAAGCGGGAUGUGGGCACCUCCACGCUGAUGCGGAUGAGGGCCACCUCGUCGUCGGCGGAGUUGCGUCUGGUCAGUGUGGAGCUGCAGUUGGGGGAGCCUAGCGAAGAGCCAACGAAUUUAAUCAAACAGAAGCUGGAUGAGCUUAUCAAGCAUUUGAACCAAAAAAUUGGCUCCCUGAAGCGCGAGCAGCAGACCAUUGGCGAGGAGUGCUCCGCCAAUGACAAACUGGGCCAGGAGCUCUUCGCCAAGCUGGCGGAGAAGGUGCGGCCCAGCGAGGCGUCCAAGUUCCGCACCUACGUCGACGACGUGGGUCACAUCACCAGUCUGCUCCUCUCGCUUUCCGAGCGCCUGGCCCAAACGGAGUGUAGCCUGGAAACGCGCCAGCAGGAAAAGGGUGCGCUGGAAUCGAAGCGGGAUCGGCUGUACGAGCAGCUGGAGGAGGCGCAGCGGCUGAAGGCGGACAUCGAUCGACGUGGCACCAGCAUCGCCGGAUUGCUGGGCAAGAACCUCAGCGCCGACAUGUGCGCCGACUACGACUACUUCAUCAACAUGAAGGCCAAGCUGAUCGCCGAUGCACGCGACCUGGCCGAAAGGAUCAAGGGCAGCGAGGAGCAGCUGGGCUCCCUCAGCGAUGCGCUAGUCCAAAGCGAUUGUUAAUGGCCAAUGGCAAUGGCAAUGGCCGGAUUCGAUUCUAUUCGAUUCGAUUCGAUUGAUUCGAUUUGAUUCUCCCAGCUGUCAACUCAAAGUUGAGAGCCGAUCGCGAGAGUCCGCAGGAUCCGCCGGUCCAGUCCGCAAUGUGUAUUAGUUUAAAACAAUGUGCUUAAUUACCACAUACCCACACUAUAAUGUAUAAAUAUUGUAUGUUCAUUUGUGAUUUUCAACUAGCUAGUAGGUUAAUUAUUCUAUAUAUCGGCCGCCUAGGUGUAAGCAUUUUCUACAUAAUUAUCAAAGCAAAGAUAAACUGUAUGCAUUAAUAAAACCAUGAAAAUUAGAAAAA
This is a messenger RNA of Drosophila gunungcola (fruit fly), 5421 nucleotides long. RefSeq names its product protein Shroom. Gene Ontology annotation, molecular function: actin filament binding. Lineage: Eukaryota; Metazoa; Arthropoda; Insecta; Diptera; Drosophilidae. Gene Ontology annotation, cellular component: apical junction complex; apical plasma membrane; adherens junction. Gene Ontology annotation, biological process: actin filament organization. The record is from RefSeq and is a predicted model, not a curated record.